Molecule: messenger RNA, 2311 nt
Organism: Paramacrobiotus metropolitanus
Lineage: Eukaryota; Metazoa; Tardigrada; Eutardigrada; Parachela; Macrobiotidae
Product: putative sodium-coupled neutral amino acid transporter 10
Exons: 13
Coding region: 572-2026 (484 amino acids)
Biological process (GO): amino acid transmembrane transport
Molecular function (GO): amino acid transmembrane transporter activity
Source: RefSeq, a predicted model, not a curated record
UCAAGUAUUCUUUCUCCGACUGCUUUUAUAGAGUCAUUUGUAAGUUUGUGGAAUUAUCAAUUAUUCUUCCUGACCAUCCUGAUUUUGUGUAGUUUUUUAGCAUGCGACUGCUCGGGAUGUGGAUUGUUUCCAGCCCUUGGAUUGUUGUAGUGCUGGCAGCCCAGUCAUAACUUGAACCUAUCGCUUAUGUGGCGAGCUCACCAUUUUUUGCAGAUCUACGGUUUCUGAAAAUUUUGGCACAUGUAAAAUAUACUCGUCUUUUUAGAAUUUUUUCUUCCUAUCUCUUAGUAGAGUUCUUUGUUCUUUAUUGCAACCAUCAUCAUUUUACUGCAACUUUCAUCGCCGGAUGCUGAUGACGCGGACUUAUCCAUUUUGUGAGAAGCGCGCUCUUUUGUGGAGAUCGGGAUCGUCUGCCAAGCCAUGUGGCAUGGUGUCGACACUUUGCUCGUUUAUCUUUUAAACCGUGGAAAUUGACAUGCCCAUUGUUUAUCAGAAUUAGAACUCGUGGAAGAACCGUGUGGUGUUUUAUAAAGAUCCAGUUUUAUACAGUUUUCUGCGUUCUGGCAGCAUCAUGAUUCCCGUGCAGUUGUUCAAAUCUUCCAGCGAUGAUAUGCCUUUCGUCAUCAACAUGGCAAACAGCAUUAUUGGUGUCAGCAUACUGGCUAUGCCGUGGUCAUUUCGCGAGGUGGGCAUAGUACUGGGAUCGAUGCUGUUGGUGUUUGGUGGUCUGUUGACGAAAUGGUCCUGUCGACUGCUUCUCGCCGCCGCUGCCGGUCCCCCGGUGAAUCGUUCCAUGGUCACCGGCAAACGGACCAGCUCCUUUCAUCUCGUAGUGGAACCAUCGGAUGAUACACUCACCCGAAGCUCGUAUGAAUAUCUCGCGUUAAGCACAUUUGGAAAAUGGGGGAAACUGUUGGUGGAAUUAUCGACGAUCGGAUAUUUGUUGGGCUCCUGUGUAGCGUUUUUGGUCGUUAUGGGUGAUUUAUUACCGGAAGUUGCUGGAAAGAUCAUUUCACCCGUUGAUUCUGAAGCUGGCUAUCAUAGUCAAAGCAUGCGUGCAUUUUUCCUUACCGUUGUAGCUUUGUGUAUCGCCUUGCCGUUGAGUUUGAUGCAGAAAGUGGAGAAUCUCGUCAGUCUGAGCGCCUUUUCAAUAUUCUUCUACGUGUUCUUGGUAGCAAAAGUUUUCGUGGACGCAGUUCUUUCGUCGUCGUGGCCAGAUUGUAUGGACAAACUCAUAUUAUGGCGGUUCCGCUACGUUUUGCCGGUGCUGCCAAUAUUCACAACUGGUCUUUCGUGUCAGACGCAGGUGUUUGUGAUGUACGAAUCUCUCACUGAUCCAUCGUGUAAACGAAUGAAUGCCAUUAUUUCGGAUGCAGUUAAUUUAUGUUUCGUGCUCUAUUGGAGUGUGGGAUUCUUCGGAUACCUGGCAUUCUGCAAUACGGAAAUUCGCGGAGAUGUUCUUCUUAAUUUUGAAAACACGUGGCUAAUCACCGUGAUACGUUGUUUGUAUAUUGUCGCGGCUGCGAUCAGUUUCCCGUUGUGCAUCUUUCCUUCGCGAAGAAGCGUUGAGACGUUGUUGUUUCAUCAGGAAACAGCCACGACGGAAGGCGGGGCAAUUCAACCCAAUACCUCGAAAUAUUUUCGGACCAUCACAAUAAUUCUUGUAACAUGCACGCUAAUUGCCAGUAUUAUUAUUCCAAACAUUGAGACAAUUCUGAAUCUCAGUGGAUCUACUAUGGGCGCACUGAUUUGUUUCAUUCUUCCUGGUUCUAUUGCGUUACGGAGCGGUUUAAUGUAUUGGCCAUCCAUAUCGGAUAUGAAGACUUUGGGCUCGUAUCUCCAGGAUCAUCUGACAGCUUUGAUAAUACUGCUGGUGGGUGCAGUUUCGAUGGGAGUGUGCUUAUGGGAUGUCCUGCUGGUUCUGGUGUAUCCACCGGUUGAUGCCGCAUCCAAUCCCCUUCUUAUUCAAGAGGAACCGGCUCCUAUUAUCCCGGCCGCGGUUAUCCCUAAUUCGAACAUUUCAUAACGUGAUUUCCCUUUUUGAGUAACACAUUUGCCAUAUUUUCGUGCCUUUUGUACAGAGCUUCCAUGGAAGUUGUGAUCUUUUGAGAGCAUAGAUGUUUUUAUUCUCAUGUAAUCUAACUCGUAUUUUUGCACACUCGAAGGUAGCAAGUAGCAGAUGGAUCGGUCAAAUAAUUUUAUAGUUGGCGUUUCCAUUUCACAUUUUGGUUCUAAUUGCCUCAAGGGCUUUACUGUACACUAAAGCGGAAUUGCUAAUCAGUUUGCACAACAAGUGCGACAAUAAAAGUGG